AUGCGCUUGUUCAUACCAUCACUAGCACCACUGGUAGCCUUGCUAUCUUUGGCGACCGCGCAGGUCCAUCUCGCUGUUCUAGGUCCAGAUGGAGUCUCCGUCGCUUAUCACGCCAAUUCUUCCGACCUUGGAGCGAUCCCUACUGGAUCCAAGAACACACAAGCUGGUGUGAUUCGACCAUCUUCAAAUCCGAGCCUACAGUCGCAAACCAACGAGGCCCCAUCAGUCGUCCCAUUUCCGACCGAAGUUGUUGCGUUACCAUCAGUUGUGGGGUCGAAGUUCCCCGAGCAGCCAGCUGAAAGUUCCCCUAUCAACUCACCUCCAAGUCAAUCCGCCGUCCAAUUUAUCGCUCCUCUUGAGUCCUGGACACCUGUUCAGUAUUCAACACCAAUCGAGCCCAAUAUUGCUGGUCAACCAGGACCAGAUGCAGCACACCCGAUGGGUUUCUGGAUUCUCAACAGGAACGCUCUGAAGCACCACAUCAGUGCAGACUGGGCGGCAGAGGACUUGGGAGAGUUUGGCUCUCAUGAAAUUUUCAAUUUUAGAACGGCUACAGUCGAGCCGGGUGAGAAUCUGUGGAUCCCUACAAUACCUGGUGUGAGCCCGAAGCUGUAUGUGGGCAUCUCUCCCAACAACAACACAGCCGAAAUUGGUGAGCAUCGUGAUCAUGACACACUCAUCGAGGCUUCCUUCAGAGGAGGUUAUGGCCACCUCUACUUCGAUAUCGACAUUGAGCGUGGCUUCUCUUCACCAGUCUGGUGCCAUGGACAGGGUGACGCAUGGGAAGACGGUCAAGGUUGCGUUGCAGAUCUGCUUUCUGUGUGUCCUGAGAAAGAUCAACACCACAAUCCGAAGACCAAUGUGUACGACCAAUGUCGAGGAGCUCCAGACAACAUUGCCUUCCGUCGCCAAUACUGCCCCAAGACCUACGUAGUGUCUAAUGACGAUUAUGCUACAAGGACUACGUCAGACAAGGAUGUGCUCAUGUGUACUAUCAUCGGCACGCCAUCCACUAGCAGGAUACAGACUGCUCAGGUUGCCGAAGCCGAAAGAAAACAGGCAGCCGGCAUUGAUCCGACUGCGGUCUUGCCUCGACGUGCCCUGCCACGAGUCCACAUCAAGAAGAAGCAGUCCACAGGACAUGUUUGA
Messenger RNA from Aureobasidium melanogenum CBS 110374, 1149 nucleotides. RefSeq lists its product as uncharacterized. Bases 1 to 1149 code for a protein of 382 amino acids. The record is from RefSeq and is a predicted model, not a curated record. Lineage: Eukaryota; Fungi; Ascomycota; Dothideomycetes; Dothideales; Saccotheciaceae. The transcript has 3 exons.